AUGAACGCUCGCAGAGGGGGAGUCGAUGACCUCACCCAGAGUCCUUGGAACGCCGCCGCAUCGAAUGGCCAUUAUGACGCUGUGAUACAGCACUUGCAGAACAAUAUAACCCUAGCCUAUGUCUUAGUGACUGCAAUAUCAGUUUAUUUUAUACUGAACUAUUUUAGUUCUGGUCCAGCUUCAUUAACCCGCAUCCUGUGGGACAUCAUUGUCUACUUAACACCCUCUAGAGUAGUCGCCGCUCUAGACUCGCAAGCGACGAAACUAAAUUCGACGAACGCCCUUCCGAAGACAUUCGCAGCCAAAAGUGAAGCUAUGCAACGAGUACUUAGCUUAGACGACUCUUUUCUGUCCUCCAUUCUUCAUCGGUCGACAACGCUUUCGGACCUUGGUACUGCCCUUUUGGGAAGUAGGGAUAGUUUACCUCCGGGGUUGGGGAACUGGGACAAUUCAUGCUAUCAGAAUAGCAUAAUUCAGGGACUGGCUUCUCUUGGGUCACUCGAUAAGUUCCUGGAGCGCAACAUUGAUGUGCUGGGCGAGAAAGGGUUGUUUUCGACACACCAAGCUCUCAAAGAAAUCAUCGGUCUACUGAACAGUGCUGCUAAUUAUGGCCAACGGUUAUGGACACCACCGGGACUAAAAUCGAUGAGUAGUUGGCAGCAGCAAGAUGCGCAGGAAUACUUCUCAAAAGUUGUAGAUCAAGUUGACUACGAGGUGCAGCAAGCAACGAGACGACAGACCCGGAACUUGGGCCUAAAGAUGGCAGGCCCACGCGAACAUGUUAUCGGAUCUAGCUCUACUGAUGAUGUACUCAGGGAUCCGGCUACUGUGAAUCAAUCCCUCGAACCACCGUCCUUCCGUAACCCACUUGAAGGCCUUCUUGCACAGAGAGUUGGCUGCAUGAAAUGUGGUUGGACAGAAGGUCUCUCUCUUAUUCCAUUUAACUGCCUUACAGUUCCUCUUGGUUCGAGAUUCCAGUAUGAUGUUCGUGAUUGUCUGCAUGAUUACAUGAAUUUGGAGCCUAUUGAAGGGGUAGAAUGUGCCAAGUGCACGUUGUUACAUGCACAAAAUCAACUCCAGAACUUACUCCAACAGAUUGAAGAUGAUAAAGGGCUUGGCAACCUACCGGAAUCACCCAAGUUAUCAGACGCACUCAGAACCUCAGCGCGAGAGCGGUUGAAAGCUGUACAGGAGGCACUUGAAGAACAGGAUUUCACGGAGAAAACAUUGGCCAAGAAGUGCCACAUACCUGCAAAGAACCGCGUGUCUUCGACAAAAUCAAGGCAGGCCAUUAUUGCAAGGUCACCAAAGUGCCUUGUAAUCCAUGUAAACCGAAGUGUAUUUGACGAGAGCACGGGCAUGCUUAGGAAAAAUUACGCCGCAGUCCGAUUCCCAAAACUUCUGGACUUGAAUAGGUGGUGUUUAGGAGGAGGACGGGAAGGUUAUAUUGAGAAGCGCAUCGAAAAAUGGGAUAUAGACCCCCGAGAGUCGAUGCUUCCGCAUCUCGACAAUGCUACCGAUGAUUCUGAUCGACAUUAUGAAUUGCGGGCAGUCAUUACGCAUUAUGGCCGCCAUGAAAAUGGGCAUUAUAUUUGCUAUAGGAAAUACUCAUGUGAGACAUUCCCAGCCAACGUUCCGGAGUCAGUCAUAGAAGCAGAUGGAGACAAAGAGAAGUCCGAGCGUUGGUAUCGGUUAAGCGAUGAGGAUGUCCAGAUGGUUAGCGAGUCCACUGUUAUGGAUCAGGGCGGGGUCUUCAUGCUGUUUUAUGAAGUCACUGAGCCAUACUCAUCAACCGGAGUGGAAGACUCGGAUGCUACAGGAUCGGAAAAUUUGGAAAAUUUGGAAAAUUCAACCUCGAGCCCAGAAGAUAUGUCCACCAGGUCUACAGCAACCGAGGGCUCCAUCUCUGGCACGUCACGAGCGACAAGUGUAUCUGCAUCGGAGAAGGUUGAACAGCCUAUUGAGAAAUUACCUCCGUUUUCAGAUAUUGAAUGA
Messenger RNA from Aspergillus tanneri, 1995 nucleotides. Its product is annotated as ubiquitin-specific protease UBP1. Gene Ontology annotation, biological process: protein deubiquitination. The record is from RefSeq and is a predicted model, not a curated record. The coding region runs from base 1 to 1995 and encodes 664 amino acids. Gene Ontology annotation, cellular component: cytosol; nucleus. NCBI's taxonomy places the organism in Eukaryota, Fungi, Ascomycota, Eurotiomycetes, Eurotiales, Aspergillaceae. Gene Ontology annotation, molecular function: cysteine-type deubiquitinase activity; cysteine-type endopeptidase activity. The transcript has a single exon.